Molecule: messenger RNA, 1836 nt
Organism: Tauraco erythrolophus (red-crested turaco)
Lineage: Eukaryota; Metazoa; Chordata; Aves; Musophagiformes; Musophagidae
Source: RefSeq, a predicted model, not a curated record
AUGGAGCUGAUCAGGGAUGAACAUCCACUGGAGGUUUCUAAUCUUUUUCCUUGUGUUUUUAUUUCUGUGCAGAUUGUUUCUCAGAGGAAACUCUCCAAGUCCUUACUCAAACAUGGAAACACAGCAGGAAAGUCAUCUAUAACAGUGAUUGCUGAGGAGUUGUCUGGCAAUGACGACUACGUUGAACUUUCAUUCAGUGCGCGGAAAUUGGAUGACAAGGAUUUUUUCAGCAAAUCUGAUCCUUUUCUGGAGAUUUUCCGGAUGAAUGAUGAUGCAACCCAACAACUUGUUCACAGAACUGAGGUUGUGAUGAAUAACUUAAAUCCCGCUUGGAAGACCUUUAAAGUAUCUGUAAAUUCUCUGUGCAGUGGAGACCAGGACCGCAGGCUAAAGUGCAUAGUUUGGGACUGGGAUUCCAAUGGAAAGCAUGACUUCAUUGGAGAAUUUAGCUCGACUUUCAAGGAAAUGCGAGGAGCUAUGGAAGGAAGACAGGUACAAUGGGAAUGCAUUAACCCCAAGUACAAAGCAAAGAAGAAGAAUUACAAGAACUCAGGCAUUGUCAUCCUUAACCAGUGCAAGAUCCACAAGAUGCAUUCUUUCCUAGAUUAUAUCAUGGGAGGCUGCCAAAUACAGUUUACAGUAGCUAUAGAUUUCACUGCGUCAAAUGGUGAUCCUAGGAACAGCUGCUCACUGCACUACAUCCACCCUUACCAACCCAAUGAGUACUUGAAAGCAUUGGUAGCUGUUGGGGAGAUUUGCCAAGACUAUGACAGUGACAAAAUGUUCCCAGCCUUUGGAUUUGGAGCAAGGAUACCCCCAGAAUACAAAGUCUCUCAUGAUUUUGCAAUCAAUUUCAAUGAAGACAACCCAGAAUGUGCAGGAAUACAGGGUGUUGUGGAGGCUUAUCAGAGCUGCCUUCCCAAGCUGCAGCUGUAUGGGCCCACAAACAUCGCUCCCAUCAUCCAGAAGGUGGCAAAAUCAGCAUCUGAGGAGACCAACACCAAGGAAGCCUCGCAAUAUUUCAUCUUGCUGAUUCUGACGGAUGGCGUCAUCACAGACAUGGCUGACACCAGAGAGGCCAUCGUCCACGCCUCUCACCUUCCCAUGUCAGUCAUCAUCGUCGGGGUGGGGAACGCCGAUUUUAGUGACAUGCAGAUGCUGGACGGUGAUGAUGGGAUCCUGAGGUCUCCCAAGGGCGAGCCUGUGCUUCGAGACAUUGUCCAGUUUGUGCCAUUUAGGAACUUCAAACAUGCAUCCCCAGCUGCUCUAGCAAAAAGCGUUUUGGCUGAAGUUCCAAACCAAGUCGUGGACUAUUACAAUGGCAAAGGGAUAAAACCAAAAUGUAUGUCAGAGUACGAGUCUUCCAGGACACUAGCUCCAUGAACCUGCCUGCACUCUUUUACAAAAUUAAAGACGAAAAAAGCUACCGUCCACAACUACUGUACUUAAAAAUGAAACAAAAAAAAUAGCACGUUUUGGUGAUUUUUAACUAAAAUAAUCAUUUUUUUUGCAUGUGUAGCCUGAAGGCUUUAAUCUAUUAAGCAGUUGUAUUGUUGAAAACUUUUUAUGAGAAAAAAAAUCCAGAAAAAAAAAAGUGAACUCUUUACAUUACAGCAUGUCGCCUUGAAAUAAAGAGUUAUCUGUAUCUGUUUUUUAUACAGGUUUGUUGAAAUUUUGCUAAAUUUCUUAUCUUUACACUGUAAAGCAUUUUGAAAUAUUUAUUGAGAGUCGAUAGCCAAAAUGUCUUUGGUUUAAUCUGCUAUGAACUGAGAGAUUUUUCAAAAUGGCAGAUGCAUGAACUGUAUUUUGCAUGUUUAAAAUAAAAACAACACGGUU